AUGAGUCCUCACGCUUACGUCCCCGUCGACGGAGCCGCGGCUUGCCAAGACCCUGAUCAACCUCUCAACAUCGUCAUCCCCAUCGGUGGCAUCGGCUCCCGCUUUGCGAAGCAUGGCUUCCGAUACCCCAAGCCGCUCAUCAAUCUCGUCGGCCGCCCGAUGCUGGUGUGGCUCUUGGAGAACCUGCAUUUUAGGCCUGGCGACACCGUGUGGGUCGCAGUCAACCAAGAGAUCGACGACGAUUUCCACCUCGGUCAGCUCGUCAGGAAGACGCUGCCUGGAAUCAACCAUCGCAUCCUGCGACUAAGGCAUCAAACCAAGGGAGCCAGCGAAACGCUUUACAUCGCUAGUCAGUCCAUGACAAGCGAGCAUCUACAGCGAAAGACUGUAUCCCUAGACUGUGACACGGUCUACUGGGCCGAUAUCCUGAGCCAGGUCAGGCACUUGCCCCCCCGCCAUGGCGCUUGCUUCUACUUCCCAGACCAUGGAGACAAGCCCGUUUUUUCCUACAUCGAGACAGAGCCUCGGAACGGCCUGGACUACAUCACCGAUGUCCAGGAGAAGAAGGCCAUCUCGGACAAGGCCAACUCGGGCGCAUACGUGUUUCCGAGCGGCCUGCAGCUUAAAGCAGCAGCCGCCGAGGUCCUAGACAUGCGCCAUCCCGACGACCAGAUAAUUGGCGAAUACUACACCUCGAAGCUCGUCCAGCACAUGAUCAGAAAGGGGACACCCUUUGCCGGCGUGGGUAUCCAGGAAGACGAUUUUACUUGCGUGGGCACGCCCCAGCAGCUGCAGGAUUUCCUUAUGAAUAUCAAGAUAGGAAAGUGCAAGCUUCCUAUCAAGAGUCAGAGGCGUCGCUUCUGCUUUGAUCUCGACGGGACACUGGUAGGCGUGCCGGCUGUCCUCGGCGACUAUUCCACCUGCCCACCCAUCGACAAGAACAUUCGCCUCCUGCAGCAGCUGUUCGAGGCCGGCCACUACAUCAUCAUUCAAACCGCUCGACGCAUGCGAACCCACAAUGGAAACGUUGGAUCCGUUAUUGCCGACAUCGGAGCCGUCACAUUUGCGCAGUUGGCCCGGUAUAGCAUUCCUUUCCACGAAAUCAACUUCGGCAAGCCUUUUGCGCAUGUCUAUAUCGACGACCUGGCCGUCAAUGCCAACAUUGAUACCACGAGGGAAAUCGGCUGGCUUCUUGAUGGCCCGACGUCGCUCACGCCGGCCGCGCCCGAGCUUGAGUUUAAGCUUGCCACGGAGCAAAAGAUAAAAAAUUCAAUGGUCGCAGCACGCGAUUUCAACACUAUCCAGAUCCUCGACGGAAAGGUCGUCAAGUCUAGCAAGACAGAACAUAUUCUCGGCGAACUAUUCUUCUACUCCCAUAUGCCCCCUGAGGUUGCGAUUUAUUUCCCUUCUAUCUAUAGCGUCGACUUUCUCCCCCCCACCAGCACCUAUAUUAUCACUAUGGAAAACUGCGGGGGACUUACCUUCUCACACCUUCUCGUCGGCCGCUCUAUCACCACCGGCCGUUUUGAACACCUCCUCAAGGCUCUUCACUCGAUUCACUCGAGCCAAGGAACGAGCCAGCGCAGCCUGCGGAUAUCGUCAGAACUUGAAUCACGGUUCAAUAAGCAUACCUUGCCGAGUGCUGACCGGCGACCCAACAUUUACGCCAAUUAUGGGUCUAAGCUCCGCAGACGUUAUAGCGAAUAUCGAGCCCUAUAUAACGUGCUAGGUCCUCGGGCCGCCCUUAUCUUUAGUCGGCUGUGUGAGUUCCUUGAUAGAUACGAAGCCGAGGACCGAGGCGGCUUUGCGCAUGUAAUCCACGGCGACCCUGUCUUCAGCAACGCCAUCUUGAGGGAUAGCCAAAAGACGGUCAGCUUUAUUGACGUCCGCUGCCAGCUCGGAGAUACCUUAACGCCCGAAGGAGACGUCAACUACGAUCUGGCUAAGGUCCUGCAAUCACUCUGCGGCUACGACCAUGUCUUGUUUCUGGCCGAGAGCCCGGACAGAGUCGACGACAUCAUCACCAACCAAAAGCCGCUGCUAGACCAAGCAGACAGCAACCUCCUCGAGCAUCUUCAGCGACACUUUUUCACCUUCCUGGCUAAGAACUACCCUGCGCCUGUGGACCGCGAGACGCUGUUGCGUAUCACGGCCUCGCUGUUGUUUAGCCUGAUUCCUCUACAUAAGCCGGAAAUGGGGGCUUUAUUUCUGCGACUUUGUCAGGAGACGUUAGAGAAGGCCGACGACGCGUGCCUUGAGGAACGAAAGGACUUGCCUUGA
Hirsutella rhossiliensis is the source of this 2280-nucleotide messenger RNA. Its product is annotated as mobA-like NTP transferase domain-containing protein. The transcript is spliced from 4 exons. Gene Ontology annotation, biological process: biosynthetic process. The coding region runs from base 1 to 2280 and encodes 759 amino acids. The record is from RefSeq and is a predicted model, not a curated record. NCBI's taxonomy places the organism in Eukaryota, Fungi, Ascomycota, Sordariomycetes, Hypocreales, Ophiocordycipitaceae.